Messenger RNA from Gastrolobium bilobum, 657 nucleotides. Its product is annotated as probable mannitol dehydrogenase. The record is from RefSeq and is a predicted model, not a curated record. Gene Ontology annotation, biological process: lignin biosynthetic process. The transcript has 2 exons. The coding region runs from base 1 to 657 and encodes 218 amino acids. Gene Ontology annotation, molecular function: cinnamyl-alcohol dehydrogenase activity. Lineage: Eukaryota; Viridiplantae; Streptophyta; Magnoliopsida; Fabales; Fabaceae.
AUGGGAGUUUUGCCGGAAAAUUCGCCGGAAACGGUGGUCAACGGUGGUUCUGGACAGCGGCAGUACUCAGACAAGGUCGGAAACAAAAUAGGGAAGCCGGAAACUGACAGAUGUGACGAGGUGGGAAGCAGAUUAGAAAAGUUCAAAGUUGGGGACAAGGUUGGUGUUGGAGGGUUGGUUGAUUCCUGCAAAUCAUGUCAAAACUGUUCUGACAAUCUUGAAAAUUACUGCCCACAAUAUACAGCCGCAUUUGGUGCCAAAUAUAUUGAUGGUACCACCACAUAUGGAGGCUUCUCUGACUCUAUGGUUGCAGACGAGCACUUUGUGGUUCGCAUUCCUAAUGGCUUACCUCUUGAUGCUGCUUCUCCUCUCCUUUGUGUUGGGAUCUCAGUGUAUAGCCCUCUUAGAUAUUUUGGACUCGACAAGCCUGGUCUUCAUGUGGGUGUGGUUGGUCUCGGUGGACUAGGCCAUAUGGCUGUUAAGUUUGCCAAAGCUUUUGGGGCUAAUGUCACAGUAAUCAGUACAUCACCCAACAAAAAGGAGGAAGCAAUAGAACAUCUGGGAGUUGACUCGUUUCUGAUAAGCCGUGACCAAGAUCAGAUGCAACCCCAUGGAAAUUUACCCGGGUACCGGGUACACCUCUCCGUACCCGGGUAA